AUGGGAGAUAGCAGGAAUGACGUGAAUAGCAGCAACAGCAGCGUAUUCAGACGUGAUUUAUGCAUUACAACAUCAGAUUCCGACUGUUCGCCAGGUGAAAGAUUCGAUAAGCAUGAGUCAGGAGGCACUUCAUCUGGUGGAUGUGGUAGAAGCAGCUGUUUGAAACGACGUCAUUCACGUAAUCCACAACGUAAUCAGGUUACUUGGUCUUUCUCGAGAAUUCGUACAUCGAGAGGCUUACUUCUUUCAGGUGCAGAAGGAGCAGAUCGUAAGUCGUGUUUGCUUAGUAGCAGUAUUGGUUCAUCAUCGUCUUCCAACACGUCUCCUUCAGACUCGCCGUCACGUGGUUCGGGCGCUGAACGUGUCCAUGUUGAUCAAAGCACGCAACCGUUACAGCCUGCCCUGAAACAAACUACCAUAAAAAAGAAUUUAUGUCGAAGUCAGCGAUCGAUGUCUCUUGGAAGUGCUGCCCAUGAAUCACUUGUGGUAGCUGUAGCUUCAUCUUCACAGGGUCCUAAGCAUACCGUUGACAUGAGUCAUGCAGAAAAUGGCGACAAAGUGGUAUUGCUUGUUGAAAAUACAAGAUUUGUGGUUGAUCCGGCUGUGUUGGUUGCUAAACCGGAUACUAUGCUUGGACGAAUGUUUACUGUACGUGCACAACGUCAAGAUGGUGUUGAACUUGUGCGACCCAAUGAUCAAAACGAAUAUGAAGUAGCUGAUGGGCUUUCUGCUUCCUGCUUUCGUGCAAUUCUAGAAUACUACCACAUUGGAAAAAUGCGAUGUCCACCGUCAGUGUCAGUUUCGGAACUCCGUGAAGCUUGUGAUUAUUUACUGGUACCAUUCAAUGCUCGCACCGUGCAGUGCCAUAAUCUCCGUUCAUUUUUACAUGAAUUAAGCAAUGAAGGUGCAAGACAGCAAUUUACUGCCUUUCUCGAAGAAACUAUUCUGCCACAAAUGAUUGUUAGUACUGAGCAUGGAGAUCGUGAAUGCCACAUUGUUGUGCUAUUGGAUGACGAUGUGGUUGACUGGGAUGAACUUUAUCCUCCACAGAUGGGUGAAGAUACGACACAAGUUGUUUACAGCACUCAUCUUUAUCGUUUUUUCAAAUAUGCCGAAAACCGUGAUGUAGCAAAACAAGUUCUAAAGGAACGUGGCCUUAAAAAGAUUCGGCUUGGUAUGGAAGGAUACCCAACCCACAAAGAGAAGAUAAAAAGACGUUUUAAUAAAGCCGAAGUUAUUUAUAAUUACGUCCAACGGCCAUUUGUUCAUUGUUCAUGGGAAAAAGAAGAAGCACGUUCACGUCAUGUUGAUUUCGCAUGUCCUAUCGUGAAAAGCAAGUCCAAUCCAAGUUUGGCAAGUGCUGCAAGUGAUCCUAUUCCACAACCAGCACCUUUGCAACUGAGUGUAGCAACUAUUGCAUCUGGCACUGGAAAUGGGCCAUUUAAUUUGCCAAUUGUGCAGCAUCCAAUAUUUUGUGGUACUAGUGUUACACAUUUUGCACAUCGUUUAACUGGCCAGAAUUUACAUCCUCUUCACUCACCACCAGUGCAAAAUGUUAGGUCAACUUCAGCGACAAUGGGGACGGAAAGUUCUCAAACUUCUUCAUCAAGUGGUUCAAAUCAUACUAUGACAAGCUGA
Messenger RNA from Brugia pahangi, 1638 nucleotides. The record is from the annotation of a GenBank genome assembly. NCBI's taxonomy places the organism in Eukaryota, Metazoa, Nematoda, Chromadorea, Rhabditida, Onchocercidae.